CCAUUUCUUCCCAUAACCGGCCCUGAUCCUGUUUUUCAAAGGGGCAAGGAUACUCCUAUCUACGACUGAUAACACUCCAGAUCCGGUUCAACGUCGCCGUAAUUUGCGCCGCCCAAAUUUACAUCAUACGAAAUGGUAUACCAUUCCAGUUUUGUUGAUGAGGAGGGUGUAACCAAAGCCUGUGGCUGUCCUCUUCUCCCACUAAAAACUCACAUCAAGGGUCCUGCUCCAGUCUCUGAUCAAGACAAGAUCGAUAUUGUUGAUGAAUCAAUCUCCUUCUUUCGAGCCAAUGUCUUCUUCAGAAACUUUGACAUUAGAAGCUCUGCAGAUAAGCUACUCAUAUACCUUACAUUUUACAUUAAUUUGGCCUUGAAAAGACUUGAAGGCUGCAGAACAUUGGCUAUAGGAACCAAAGCAAUCAUUAGCCUGGGCCUUGAAAAUGUUCCAGUACCUGGAGAGCAAGGCUUUCCUUUUCCUGGGCUCUUUACCUUCCCACAAUCACCACAAGAAGCAGAGCUCUUCAGGAAUUAUCUAAAGCAGAUAAGGGAGGAGACAAGUGGUAGGCUACUUAGCUGCGCUUACAGGUCUAAUGGUACUCCUAACAAAUGGUGGCUAGCUUUUGCAAAAAGAAAGUUUGUGAACAUUAUUGUUACUUGAGGAGGUUAGUUUUUUUUUUUCAUUUCCAUUUCCAUUUCAUAGCUUAAAAACUAGCAAAUAUGAGGUUGGACUCUGGAUUCAUUUUCUUGUUCUCACAUUUGGUUUAACUUGUUUUGGUUAAUUAUGAUGAUUUUAACUCUGUUGUUACCACU
Molecule: messenger RNA, 809 nt
Organism: Dendrobium catenatum
Lineage: Eukaryota; Viridiplantae; Streptophyta; Magnoliopsida; Asparagales; Orchidaceae
Product: actin-related protein 2/3 complex subunit 3
Exons: 4
Coding region: 133-657 (174 amino acids)
Biological process (GO): Arp2/3 complex-mediated actin nucleation; regulation of actin filament polymerization
Cellular component (GO): cytoskeleton; Arp2/3 protein complex
Molecular function (GO): actin filament binding
Source: RefSeq, a predicted model, not a curated record